UUGCUAUAUUCCCCGUUUGCCACCGAUUUUGGUGGUGGCCACGAAAUACAGUACCCCUCAUUUUUUCCCUCUCAUCACAGUCCCAGUAGUUGUCGAUUCUCCUGAUUCUCUCUCUCGAACUUCACUCCCUCCCUCUCCAGGAAAAGAUGAGCAAAGGACCAGGUCUUUUCUCCGAUAUCGGCAAGAAGGCCAAAGAUCUGUUGACCAAGGACUAUAUCUCCGAUCAGAAAUUGUCUGUUUCCACCUACAGCUACAGCGGAGUGGCCCUGACGUCAACUGCAGUGAAAAAAGGAGGGCUUUCAACCGGCGAUGUAGCAGCUCAGUACAAGUAUAAGAAUACUUUGUUUGAUGUCAAAGUUGAUACGGAAUCGAAUGUCUCAACCACUCUUACUGUCACAGACAUUGUCCCAUCGACAAAGACCAUUGCUUCUCUGAAAUAUCCUGAUUACAGCUCUGGCAAGGUCGAGAUCCACUACUUUCACCAACAUGCAACCUUAACUACUGCAGUUGGUCUGAAGCAAUCCCCAGCAGUAGAUCUCUCGGUCACCCUUGGUACGCCAACCUUUGCCUUGGGUGCUGAGGCAGGUUAUGAGACUGCUUCUGGUACGUUAACCAAGUAUACUGCUGGAAUCAGUGUGACAAAACCAGAGUCUUCUGCUUCAAUAAUUUUGGGAGACAAAGGGGACACGAUAAAGGCAUCAUAUGUACACCAUCUAGACCAAUUGAAGAGGAGCGCUGCUGUUGCAGAGAUUACGAGAAGGUUCUCCACUAAUGAGAACACAUUUACUGUUGGAGGAUCUUAUGCUGUUGAUGCCCUUACAAUCGUGAAGAUGAGGCUUAACAAUCAUGGGAGUCUAGGCACCCUCUUGCAGCAUGAAGUCAUACCAAAAUCAGUCCUCACCAUCUCUAGUGAAUUUGACACCAAGGCCCUGGACAAAACUCCUAGGUUUGGAGUGGCCCUAGCUCUCAAGCCUUAAUAGCAUUUCCGGAUGCCAGCUGCAAUUCUACGUUAGAACAUCUCAUUUUCUUAUCUUCAGGUAGCGCUUGAAUCUAGCGCCAAAUAAUCAGUUCCACAUAUAUUUCCUUCCUAGUUUUUAUAUACCAUUGGUGGUUUUGCACUGAUACCUGGGGUAUUUUUGUGUUCUUUUCCUAGGUUUUUGAUUUGUUACUCUCAAUUUUUCGUGUGACCCUGGGCAUUUUGAGAUCUGAACAAUCUUAUUGGUUUUGUGGAGGAGCCCUAUGGGAGUGAUGCAUUUUAUUUGUGCUUUAGUUUAGUUAUUCCAUUGCCUAUAAUUCUUUUGGAGGUCUCUUGCAAUUUGUGGUGUAUUUUUCAAGAUUUUAGAAAUUGCUGCAGCUUGUGGCCCUCUUACCAGAUGCUGCAGGUUAUGUUUAUUGUUGCUGCUGAAAGAAUAAGCAAUUUGGCCACGUUUUUGGCAAA
Messenger RNA from Coffea eugenioides, 1438 nucleotides. RefSeq names its product mitochondrial outer membrane protein porin 2. Gene Ontology annotation, biological process: monoatomic anion transmembrane transport. The transcript has 6 exons. Gene Ontology annotation, cellular component: mitochondrial outer membrane. The coding region runs from base 147 to 977 and encodes 276 amino acids. The record is from RefSeq and is a predicted model, not a curated record. NCBI's taxonomy places the organism in Eukaryota, Viridiplantae, Streptophyta, Magnoliopsida, Gentianales, Rubiaceae. Gene Ontology annotation, molecular function: voltage-gated monoatomic anion channel activity.